Messenger RNA from Pogoniulus pusillus (Red-fronted tinkerbird), 4497 nucleotides. RefSeq lists its product as uncharacterized. Lineage: Eukaryota; Metazoa; Chordata; Aves; Piciformes; Lybiidae. The transcript is spliced from 3 exons. The record is from RefSeq and is a predicted model, not a curated record. Gene Ontology annotation, cellular component: cytoplasm. Bases 771 to 2126 code for a protein of 451 amino acids. Gene Ontology annotation, molecular function: glycosyltransferase activity.
GCGGGGCAGCCGGUACCGGUGCGCGGCCAAGCCCGGGGGCCGGAGCGGUGCCCCGAGACUCCAGCUCCCGGCGAGCGGUGCGGGGGCGAGCGGCCCCGCCCUUCCGGCGGCCAGCGCUGCCGCCGCGCUGCUUCGGCAGCCGGGAAGGGGUAGGAAGGCUCCGGUAGUGCCGGCCAGCAGCCGCUGCCUGUGCGGCGCUCCGGCGGCGGGAGCCAGAGGAGCAGGGCAGCGGGGAAGCUGCUGCCGGCAGGUUCGUCCGGUCAGACUGCUGGGAGCAAGGAGAGUGUCGAGGGCCUGCACCGCUCGCAGAAGAGGCAGGACAGGCUCGGGAGUUUAUUUCCACUCAGGGCAUAGCAAAUUAGAUGCUGGGCAGCUGUGGCGCCCGUUAUUGCAGUGCUCGUGCUAGCUGCAUGAGCGGUAAGUUAAAGCUGCACAGCCUGGCUGCUGGGAGCCUCCACCUGAACGCGCUCCAUGCCUGCACUUACAGGAGGCGGCAGGGCCCUGGAGAGCGGCUUCGGCGUGUGCUGUGUCAGCCCCGGGAGGCAGCUGAGCCCCACACAGCUCCUCCCGCCCUCCCCACCCCGCAGUGGGAUGGCCAAGGCAAAAGUGAGAACUCGUGGGUUGAUAAACAGAGUUUGUGACGCAAAGCUCCGUGCACAGCAAAGCGAAUCAAGGAACUGAUUCACUGCUUCCCAUCAGCAGAUGAUACCUUAGGAGGAAAAUUAAAUGGAGGACUGAACAGCGCUUCACUCAGCUGUCUGCUUUAAAAGAUGCGGCAGCAUAAAGUGCAAGGACAAAGAUAUUUGCAUCUACCUUUAGAUAAAUUCAGAAUGGUAUGUGGAGGGAAAAAGUCUUACUUUGCAGCUGCUGUAGGCCUCAUUACCCUAACUUCGAUGGUCACGCUUUCCUACCUUAGGUUACAGAGACUCCCUCACUUGCCAAAAAUAAUUCAAGAAAGUGGCAGAUGCAAAGGGAAAAUUGCCAACAGCACCAUAACACCAUUAAGAGAUAACAGAACUUUCAUUAUAUCCCCUUAUUUCGAUGACAGAGAAAGAAAACUCACUCGUGUGAUUGGGAUUGUUCACCACGAGGAUGUAAAAGAACUGUACUGCUGGUUCUGCUGCCGUCCCAAUGGGAAGAUCUACGUGUCCAGAGCAGAUAUUGAUGUUCACACAGACAGGUUUGAAUUCCCUUAUGGUGCAGCAGAUAUCAUUUGCUUGGAACCCGAAAACUGUGAUCCGACACAUGUCUCCAUUCACCAGUCCCCACGUGGGGAUAUUGACCAGCUGCCAAGGUUUGAAAUUAAAAACCGGAAGGCUGAGCCCUUCCCUGUGGACUUCACUGUGUGCAUCUCCACCAUGUUUGGAAACUACAACAAUGUCUUGCAGUUCAUCCAGAGCAUGGAAAUGUACAGGAUUCUUGGGGCACAGAAGGUGAUGAUCUAUAAGAACAACUGCAGCCACCUGAUGGAGAAAGUCUUGAAGUUUUAUAUGGAAGAGGGAAUUGUUGAGGUAAUUCCUUGGCCAAUAGACUCACACCUCAAGGUGUCUACCAGCUGGCACUUCCUGCAAGAUGGAACUCACAUUGGCUACUAUGGACAAAUCACAGCUCUGAAUGACUGUGUGUACCGUAACAUGUGGAGGAGCAAGUUUGUUCUUCUUAAUGAUGCUGACGAAAUAAUUCUUCCCCUUAAGCACCCAGACUGGAAAACAAUGAUGCAAAGCCUUCAGCAGCAAAACCCAGGGGCUGGUGUUUUCCUCUUUGAGAACCACAUCUUCCCCAAAACUGUGUCUACUCCUGUGUUCAACAUUUCAUCCUGGAAUGCUGUGCCAGGAGUGAACAUACUGCAGCACAUUCACAGAGAGCCUGACAGGAAGGAUGUAAUCAAUCCCAAGAAAAUAAUAGUUGAUCCACGAAAAGUGAUUCAGACUUCAGUCCACUCUGUCCUACAUGCUUAUGCCGACAGUGUGGACGUUCCUAUGGAUUUUGCCCUCGUUUAUCACUGUCGGGUACCCCUUCAAACAGACCUUCCCAGAGACUCCCUCAUCAGGGAUACAACAGUGUGGGUAUACAACUCCUCAUUAAUCAUGAAUGUUAACAAGGUGCUACAUCAAACUGUGCUGUAAUCUCAAGGGGAGGGAAGGUGGAGAGCCAGUGUAAGCAGAGGAUGUCGUUUGGAGGUCACAGUAAAAUCUCAUCCACAUGAAGUUUACAUCUUGCAGCGAUUUAAACUCCUUUUAUGUGCAGUACAAAUGUGAACGCAUUCGAUUGAGGACUGAGACAUGGGACCUUGUAAGAGGCCACAGUGAUCAAGCGAUGGUUAACACAGUUCCUCAGGUAAAGUCUCUGUUGCACCUUCCCAAGAUGUGAAGGCUGAGGCAUAGUGAGAAGAUAGCUAUGUCUCUAAGUAUGAAAGGGCAUUAUUUACAGGCCUAAAAGUAACCAUGCAGAGAUUAGAAACUUAAUCUACUGAUUUCCAGCUUUCUCUCUCUCUUUUCCCAUCUUCAUGAGCAUGGGCGGAUCUUUUUGCUAGUGCAAUGAACCUGUGUAUUGCCAGAAGAAAGAGUGAAGUGAUUUUUGGUUAUCUGUAUCGUGGUGGACAAAACAAAAUCCAACUUUGCUUUAUGGUGCCUGUUGAAAGAUGGCUUGGGACAGCUUCUCCCAGAUGAAGAGCUACGUUGGCAUUAACACUGUAACUCCUAAUCACGGAGGCAGGGUAAGGAAAUGCUCCAGAACUGGAAUUGCUUAAGGGAAGUGGGAAUCUGUAGCAGAUCCAUGAGUCAUUUAAUGAUAGCAAGGAUCAAUGCAGAUGGCAUUACUUCUGGAAAAUGUAAAAAUUAGUUUGAUUUCAAUUAAAAAUACUAUUUCUCAACUGAUUCCAAUAAUGCAAAGGGCUGUCUAUAGUUUCGAAUUUAUGUACACAAGAUAGAACUGUAGUCACUGAAGUUAACGAUGCUUAAUUCUUGCAGUGAGACAACAAAAGUUCUGAGAGAUCAUCAUUUGUGCUCCAGUCAGUGUGGGUCAAGAGCUCUGAAGCUGGCUUUUAACUGGUUAAAAUCCUUGACUACAAACAUUUUCAGAGUAAGUUUGUAUGGAUAAAAGUGGAAAAUUUGAGUGGUUCAGACUCUAGCCUUGUGUUCUGCUGCUCCAUUGUGACUGCAAGCAGGCCCUACCACAUCACUCAAAUACUUUAUAGGAAAACUCCUCCCUCUCCACCCCUUGGUGUAAUUUGUACUGCAUGUAUCUGGGAACUGUGGCCUUUGUUCAGUGCUAAAUAGGAAAUUAGGCCUCCUUGGAUAAUGGGAAAAAAAACCCGUUAACAGUAGUAGUGUCUGAGCAGUUGUAUCUAUUGAAGGACGUGAACCAAUCUUCAUGAAAAGAGUUUUCAAGUUGUGGAGGAAAAAAUUAAAAGACAUUAAGGGGAGAUUUUAUUGUAAGGGAGGAGGGAAACCAACCUAAAGCGUUUCUAAAGCAUGUGAUGUCAUAGAUACAGCUUUUAAGUACAUGUCAAAUACCACAAAAAUUCUGUGGGUAGGAUUUGGCUACUGAAUAGUUAAUUCCUGUGUACACCAGGUCUCCUGUGACAAAGUACAAGACCUUUUUAUACUCCUACACUUUUCCUCAGCCUUCAAUUUAUUUUUUCCCCAAAGACAGUGGCAUUCUCACUGUUAUUUGCCCUUGCUUCCCAAAUCUAGGUGUAGCAACUACUUCAAGUGCAUGACUAUUAACUGCAACUUCUGGGAAAAGUGAAUGGCUGCUAGACAUCAUUUAAUGUAAGAGAGUGGCUCUUGCCAUAGAGCUUGAACAUCAUCUUCCCCUUUGUACCUACCUGCUUACCAAGUUAUACCCUCACACAAACUACAGGAAAUGUGGUGUACUGGAUAAUGACUGAGCCAUUCCCAGUUACCAUCAGCACAUAUGAUGAAUACUGUCAUGUUCUCUUAAGGUUAAUUUCAUCUGAUGGAGCUUUCAAUCACAAAGUUGGUUCAUUCUCACUGAGGAGAGUUCACAUUGGCAUGUUCCCAAACUUAAAUUGUUACUGGAUUCUAGAUUCAAGGAUGCAUUUGAUUCUUCUAUUUAUUUCAAAGUAUUUGAAGCUAUCAUAAGGGGAAAAAAACAUUUUGAAGAGAAUCAUAGUGGAAAGAGAAAGGUUUUGUCACCUUCUCACUGGAGUUAAGCAGCCAUGCACUGUAACCAGUAGUUGCUGUUACAUGUACAAAAGCCUACGGUGCUAGAAUAGCUUCACCUUCUGUUUGAUCAACAAAAAUAGGUCAGAAGUCAGGUCAAGCACUACUUCUUCAUUUCAGACUUGAUGGUGAAUAGUGGUUUAAAAGUUACAAGCUGUGCUUCAGAGCCCAAACAGGUAUGCUUAAAGAUGAGUACAGACAGAAGUUUGUGGUGAAUACUGUUAGCAUGCUGUAUUGCAUUAUGUCCAAAACAACCCAUUCCCAAAUGCCCAAAUAAAAGUAAAUGAUUGUGCAUUGCAUGAUGAUACCA